Penicillium soppii is the source of this 2331-nucleotide messenger RNA. Its product is annotated as transposase. Gene Ontology annotation, molecular function: zinc ion binding. The record is from RefSeq and is a predicted model, not a curated record. The transcript has a single exon. Bases 1 to 2331 code for a protein of 776 amino acids. Gene Ontology annotation, biological process: regulation of DNA-templated transcription. Lineage: Eukaryota; Fungi; Ascomycota; Eurotiomycetes; Eurotiales; Aspergillaceae.
AUGGCCUCUCUAGGCCUUGGAUAUUUUUUGGACUCCGAGUCCGAGUCUGACCUCACUGACCCCGAGCGAAUUCCGGAGACCCAACUCGAUGCUGAUUCGCCCACCCAGCCGCUGCCAUCAUCACCACUACCACAACCAAUCGGAUCUCCGGAAUUGAUGGUCGAGUCCACAGACGCCCAGCCGACGAUCACGAUGCCGCUACCGCCGCUCACAGACACAUACAACUCGCCAGAGGAAGGGAUCGCCGCUAUCAAUGCAUUCGGGCGGAACCACGGUUAUGCAGUCUCAACCCUUCGCUCUAAAACCACAAAGAAAGGGGUAAAGAAGACAAUCUACAUUUGCUGCGAUCGUGGUCGCACAUACCGAGACCGGGGUGGUGAGCACAAGCGACAAUCAAUUACACUUGCGAUCAAUUGCCCCUUCGCGAUAUCACUUCGUCUAGACCAACCCACAGGUAUUUGGUCUCUUUCUGUGGAAAAUUCAAGUCAUAAUCACCACCCUUCCCCUCCAUCUACUCAUGCUAUACACCGUACCCAAGAGCGCGCUAUAAAGGCAGAUGAUAUACAGAAAGGUUUUCAAGUCGGCCUUCCUACCCGUCAGAUUCUUACCACCCUUCGAGAAGAGAAUCCUGAUUCCUGUAUCAUCGCCCGUGAUAUUCACAACUACCGAAGGAAGCUUCACAUGGAAUUCUUAGCUGGUCGGACACCUCUCCAGGCUUUGUUGGUCGAGCUUCCUAAAGACGGUGAAUGGAUAUUCAAGUACGAGAUUGAUGAUGAGAAUCAUGUUACUGCUUUGUUUUGUAUGCACAAAUCAAGCAUUGCAAUGCUGAAGCUAAACCCUUGGGUGAUUUCUAUGGACUGUACUUACAAGACUAAUAUGUACGGUCUCCCUUUACUCGACAUCGUUGGCUUCGCAGCUACUGGCUCUUCAUUUCACCUUGGUCUUGCCUUUAUGAAGGAUGAGAAAGACGACACUUACGAAGUUGUUCUAAACUGCUUGGCCGAAGCAUAUGAAUUCUAUGGCCUCUCCCCCCCCCGGACAAUUCUAACUGAUAAGGAGAAAGCAUUAAUGAAUGCUAUUAAGGAUGUCUUCCCGUCGACGAAGAAUAUAAUAUGUGUGUGGCAUAUUAUGAUGAAUAUUAUGAAGAAGGCACGUCCAAUUAUCUCUAACCAGCUCAGACAAGCACUCCAGUCCGCACAAACUCAGUCCACAACACAGUUUACAUCGAGAGAUUCGACUCACCGACGUCGUCUUAAUAACCAGGAAGCUAAGGAACUCCGAGAGAAGGUUGAUGAAGGAUGGAAGAGGAUGAUGAAGCGGUUUAAUCGGGUUAUUUAUGCUACAACAUUUGAAGCAUAUAACCAGAAGUGGGAAUACUUCAAAAACCAGUAUCGUGACCCGAUCUUCGAACCGUUAAUCGACUACAUUCAGAGCGAAUGGCUGAACGAUUGCCCAGAGAAGUUUCUCCAUUACCAUACCUCGCAUUAUCUCCAUCUCAAUGAAUUUGCGACAUCCCGGACCGAAGGAGCACACUGGUUGCUAAAGCAAGAUCUUCAUGUAUCUACUAAUAACCUAUUAGUAGCUCUCCAGACCUUUCAACGCGCUGUGAAGCUUCAAUUCAAGAAGAUCGCUGAUGAAAUUGAGCAUAAUAAGGUCAGAACCCCGGUAGGAACUGGGAUCCUUGCUUCUUCUGGGCUAUUCAGACUAGCUAUUGGAAGAGUCUCGUUCAAGCCAAUGAGGCACACAACAGAUGUGUAUACUCGAUAUCUACCUGAGGGACUCGAUAAACCACCAAUCCCGCCGUCUUGCAACUGCAGUUCGAAGGAAACAGCUGGGUUUCCAUGCAUCCACUUAAUCAAGCAGUAUCUGCAUGAGGGCAAGGGGUUAGAACCUGAAUUAUUCCACCCUCACUGGCAUUUACGUGGCAUAAACACAGAACCAAUUGAUCCUCGACUUCUUGUCCAGGAUCCACUCCCUGUACGACGACGAGGGCGCCCUCGGGGUGCACACAAUUUCAAUCAACUAGCAAGCACUCCUCCAGCUAGCACUCCAGUAGUAACCACCCAGCAAAGCACACAACAACGCACACAGGUUAUCCUAUCUUCCCCAGAUCCGUUGACCCAACAUGAUCGCUCAGUUCACCGAGAUCCAUCCUCGUUUGAGUAUACACUCGCGCAGGAAGGUGGUCGUGGUCGUGGUCGCGGUCGGGGAGCAGGUAAGGGUACAAAGCGAGCUACGCAGGAAGGCGAUGAGCAAGCUAGUAAGCGAGGUAGCAAGCGAGGUCGUGGUCGUGGUCGGGGAGCAGGUGGUGAGGGUGCUAAUGUUUCAUGA